AGAUGUCAUGCUGAGAAUAUAUCAAUUAACAAGUAUUCAAAAUAUAAGACCUUCAAAAAAAGGUAACAACAAUCACUAUAGGGUGAAAUAGUUGUUGUGACUUGUAAUUAUUCAAAACUAUUUCUUCUUUGAUGGUUUAAAUGAAGAACGUAUAAAGUAUGAGUCAGAAAGAAAGUACAACUGUUUCUUUUUCCCUUCAGGUGUCCUAAAUGUACAAAGAAUGAGAGUUGGGAUGGACAUAACUUAACACACCAAAUGUAAGUCAGUCUCUGAAUUUGAAACUGAUAUUAAGCAAUUGCAACACUUGUGUGACCAGUGGAUUAGUUUGCUUUCUUUGAAUUAGACACAUGACGGCCGCUUCUUCCCUGCCGCCGUUUAAGUUAAUUUGUGUGACUUGUGGAGGUGAUUUUGUUCCCGGUUGAACCUCUGCUGUCGGGCUGCUUUGCUUUGUUUUUCUUCAAGUUCUUAGAAAAAUUUUGACCUGAAUGCCUUUUUGCCUUUUUUUCUUCUUUUUAACUAGCAAGAGAGUUUCUAAAAUUUAGAUUCUUUUCGUGGUUAAAAAAGAAAGGAAAAACAGCGAAAAAAAAAUUCAGUCAAAAUUAAUCAAAGAUUUUGAAGGAAAAAAGAGUAAAAAGGCCCGACAACGGGGGUUCAACCGGGACCUGAACCCCUUUCAAAUUAAAUUAAAAGGCGGCAGGGGGGAGCGGCCGCCAUGUGUUUAAUUUAAAGAGAGCGAACUUAUCCGCUAACGUUGCCUGAGAAAGAGACGCAAAAUUAACCUACAGGUAGAAGUAGGUACAGGCUCUAUUGUUCUCAUAGAAUAACGUUGAUAAGUCAUGAUUUAUUCACAUCCCGUGAAGAAUGUUUAUCGCCUUGUCACACAUUACAACUGAAAUUUGACAUGAAUUCUCUCUCUUCUUUUAGUGAUCAACUCGAAGUUUACAAGAAGAAACAAGAUUUUUUUCAAUCAAGGAUUGUAAAAGAAAUAAAUUUUAUUUUUUGUUGUUCUAAGAGUCAACGAUAA
Molecule: messenger RNA, 1024 nt
Organism: Porites lobata
Lineage: Eukaryota; Metazoa; Cnidaria; Anthozoa; Scleractinia; Poritidae
Source: the annotation of a GenBank genome assembly